Messenger RNA from Salmo salar (Atlantic salmon), 1294 nucleotides. Lineage: Eukaryota; Metazoa; Chordata; Actinopteri; Salmoniformes; Salmonidae. The record is from RefSeq and is a predicted model, not a curated record.
ACCAGGCGUGUCCAUAGUCUCUCUGUGUAGCGAGCGUACCGCAGUCAGUAGCGCCGAUAAAUCACUUUAUCAUACUGAGGACUUCAGAAAGGCUCCCUGUAAUAACGUUGUUUACUGCGGUGAUUUUUCUCCUUUCUUUGUGGCAGUGGAGAACGUGUAAAGAGGCAGCUGGUUUUCACUAUGGCGACAGCUGCGGUAUGUGCCAGUGGUCCCAACCCCGGAUCCGGCGCUGAGUUGGUCCGGGGACAAGCCUUCGAUGUCGGGCCUCGCUACCACAAUCUGUCGUAUAUCGGUGAGGGCGCCUACGGAACCGUGUGCUCUGCAUAUUGCCGUGACAACAAGGUCCGCGUGGCGAUAAAGAAGAUCAGUCCGUUUGAGCACCAGACGUACUGUCAGAGGACUCUGAGAGAAAUUAAGAUCCUACUGCGUUUCAAACAUGAGAACGUCAUCAGCAUCAACGACAUCAUCCUUACGCCCUCCAUCGACCAGAUGAAGGACGUCUACAUCGUGCAGGACCUGAUGGAGACGGACCUGUAUAAGCUCCUGAAGACCCAGCGCCUGAGCAACGAUCACAUCUGUUACUUCCUGUACCAGAUCCUGAGAGGCCUGAAGUACAUCCAUUCUGCCAACGUCCUGCACCGCGACCUUAAACCCUCCAACCUGCUGCUGAAUACCACCUGUGAUCUAAAGAUCUGCGACUUCGGUCUGGCGCGUGUGGCUGACCCAGACCAUGACCACACGGGCUUCCUGACGGAGUACGUAGCGACUCGCUGGUACCGGGCGCCUGAGAUCAUGCUCAACUCCAAGGGUUACACCAAGUCUAUUGAUAUCUGGUCUGUGGGCUGCAUCCUAGCUGAAAUGCUCUCCAAUAGACCCAUCUUCCCUGGGAAGCACUACCUGGACCAGCUGAACCACAUCCUGGGUAUCCUAGGGUCUCCUUCCCAGGAGGAUCUGAACUGUAUCAUCAACAUUAAGGCCAGGAACUACCUGCUGUCUCUUCCGCUGCGCUGCAAGGUCCCCUGGAACAGCCUCUUCCCUAAAGCCGACCCCAAAGCUCUGGACCUGCUGGAUAAGAUGUUGACCUUUAACCCCCACAAGAGGAUCGAGGUGGAGGCGGCUCUGGCUCACCCUUACCUGGAGCAGUACUACGAUCCUACAGAUGAGCCUGUAACCGAGGCUCCCUUCAAGUUUGACAUGGAGCUGGAUGAUCUUCCCAAAGAGACCCUGAAGGAGCUGAUCUUUGAAGAGACGGCUCGCUUCAACACAAUCUGCAGGUCCUAACCCAUACACACAG